GACCAAUUUAUACUAGAAUAUAAGAUAGUAGUAGGACCAAUGUUGAGUAGAGUAAUAACUACAGUGGAUUGACAUGAAUUUUGGGCAGAGUAUUGCAUUGUUCAAAGUUGGAUACAAGUGAUGGAUAAGAGUUGGAUGCAAAAGUCAAGGGUGAGCUUGGAAUAUGUUAAGGGCAUGAAGGAAUUCAUUGAGUUUGCAUUCAACAAUGCUGCUAGCGAGGGGAAGAUCUUAUGUCCAUGUGUAAAGUGCGCCAACCUCUUUUGGCGUGCUCAUAAAGAAGUGGUAGAUCAUCUUGUGUGUGAGGGAAUUAUGCCGAAUUACACCCGUUGGGUGUUUCAUGGGGAGGCGUCUUCUUCAUCGACUUUCGGCCCUGCAACUAGUACACAUGAUGAUAUUCCUCCACGUGAUGACAUGCAUGGAUUGUUGCAUGAUGUGUUUGGAAUAUCAGGUGUGGAUGACAUGCCAACUGAGUUGCCAUCACAGGAGCCAAUACAAGAGGAACCGAAUCCUGAAGUUGAAAGAUUCUUCAGGUUGUUGCAAGACGCUGAACAAGCCUUAUGCACUCCCCGAGGGUGA
Magnolia sinica is the source of this 576-nucleotide messenger RNA. RefSeq lists its product as uncharacterized. The transcript has 3 exons. NCBI's taxonomy places the organism in Eukaryota, Viridiplantae, Streptophyta, Magnoliopsida, Magnoliales, Magnoliaceae. The record is from RefSeq and is a predicted model, not a curated record. Bases 121 to 576 code for a protein of 151 amino acids.